UUAGAGUUUGAUAUACCCAACUUAACGGAAUCAUACCGAUAGAUACAACGUCGUACUUUGCCGAAAAUAGCUGAAGAGGACUUAACGAGUUAUAAAUUAAUAUAACUGAAGAGGAAAGACCAUCUAAGAUAUCUUAAAAUGGAGGACUUAGUCAAUACUUCUGGAACAGCGGUUGAGAAUUCAACUGAAUCGACUACGGCAACACCGAAAAAAGUGGCUAAGCCUAAAGCCAAGACUCAAAGGCCAAAAUCUACUCAUCCACCGACAUCUGAAAUGGUGACUGCCGCCAUUAAAGAAUUGAAGGAUCGUAAGGGUUCGUCGUUACAAGCCAUCAAGAAAUUCGUUGUAGCUACGUAUAAGGUUGAUGGCGAAAAAGUAACACCAUUUAUCAAGAAAUAUUUAAAAAAUGCGGUCUCGACUGGAGCCGUUGUUCAGACCAAAGGAAAGGGUGCGUCUGGAUCAUUCAAGUUGUCGACCAUUAAGGCGAGCCCUGCCAAACCUAAAGCUCCACGAGUUAUUAAGGAAAAGAAAGUGGCUGAGAAAUCUGUAGAAAAGAAGACUGCUGCCGCACGCAAAACUGCUGCUACUGCUGUUGCAAAGAAAACCAAAGCACCGGCUAAAAAGGCUGAAACUGUGAAGAAAGCAGCCGAUCCGAAAAAAUCAAAAGUUGCAACAUCAAGAUCUGCUACCGCUGCUGCUGCUGCCGCUGCCGCAGCCGCUGCUGCUGUUACACCCGAAAAGAAAGUUGCGAAAAAACCAGCUACACCUAAAACUGUCUCGAAAGCUAAGAAAACUGUUAAGGCACCAGCUGCCAAAACUAGAACUCCUAAACCGAAGAAGACAACUGCCAAGGCUGUUGCCAAGAAAUAAUUAUUUCCACCAAAAUCCUAUAAAUUGGCCCUUUUCAGGGCCACAACAUUUUUUAUAAGUCAUUGGAGUGAAUAUCGAUUUACAUGCAUAUCUCAACAUACCUCUCUUACCCCUUCCUCUCUUUUUUCUCAUUUUUUUAUGCAGAUAUAUUUCAUAUUUUAAAGCAUUCAAUACUUAAUAGUUUUAAUUUAUAGUUUGUAGUGACUGUGAUUGUACAAGUAGAGUAAUAAUAUUAAGUGUUAUUUUCUACAACGUCUGUAAAUAUGUAAAUACAAAUUUUUAAUUAAAAUAUGUUAAA
Messenger RNA from Polistes canadensis, 1168 nucleotides. Its product is annotated as histone H1-like. Gene Ontology annotation, cellular component: nucleus; nucleosome. Gene Ontology annotation, biological process: negative regulation of DNA recombination; nucleosome assembly; chromosome condensation. Bases 139 to 870 code for a protein of 243 amino acids. Lineage: Eukaryota; Metazoa; Arthropoda; Insecta; Hymenoptera; Vespidae. Gene Ontology annotation, molecular function: double-stranded DNA binding; structural constituent of chromatin; nucleosomal DNA binding. The transcript has a single exon. The record is from RefSeq and is a predicted model, not a curated record.